ACAAGUGAGAUAUGUAUGAAUUACAUAACCUAAAAAUAAGUUUACGUCAAAGUGGCUGUCAAAGUUCGUUCUUUAAAAGGAGUAUUUAUUGAUCACUUUUUAUUUGAAGAAAAAUUAGAAAUUGGUUUUUAUGUUUUAAAAAAAUGGUUAUUUAUGGCGUGUAUAUAGUUUCAAAAUCUGGAGGGUUAAUAUUUAACCAUGAUCAUAAUGUACCGAAAUAUGAAACGGAGAAAACAUUCAGUUAUCCGUUGGAUAUUAAAUUAAUUUAUCAAAAUAAGAGUAUUGUUGUAGUUUUUGGACAGCGUGAUAAUAUUAACGUUGGAAAUGUAUUAUUAGCUGUAAAUGGAAUUGCAAUAACAAAUCGUCAACUGGAUGAUGGACGUGAUGUAUUCGAUGUGAUCGAAAAUAAAGAAAAUUAUCCAUUAAAUUUAAAGUUUGGUCGACCAAAAAUGACCACCAAUGAAAAAAUAUUUUUAGCUAGCAUGUUUUAUCCAUUAUUUGCUAUUGCAAGUCAAUUAAGCCCAGAACCAAAAAGUUCUGGUAUUGAAGUUCUUGAAGCUGAUAAAUUUAAAUUACAUUGUUUUCAAACAUUAACAGGAGUUAAGUUUAUGGUCGUUGCAGAACGUACACAAGCUGGAAUGGAAAUAUUAUUAAAGAAAAUCUAUGAACUUUAUGCAGAUUAUGCUUUAAAGAAUCCUUUUUAUUCCUUAGAAAUGCCCAUACGAUGUGAAUUAUUCGAUACACAUUUACAAGCUCUAUUAGAUCAAGUUGAAAAAUCUGGAAUAACAAAUGUUUAA
Chrysoperla carnea is the source of this 797-nucleotide messenger RNA. RefSeq names its product trafficking protein particle complex subunit 4 (gene Trs23). Gene Ontology annotation, biological process: endoplasmic reticulum to Golgi vesicle-mediated transport. Lineage: Eukaryota; Metazoa; Arthropoda; Insecta; Neuroptera; Chrysopidae. Bases 144 to 797 code for a protein of 217 amino acids. The record is from RefSeq and is a predicted model, not a curated record. The transcript has 3 exons. Gene Ontology annotation, cellular component: TRAPP complex.